This is a messenger RNA of Exophiala bonariae, 1854 nucleotides long. RefSeq lists its product as uncharacterized. The transcript has 2 exons. NCBI's taxonomy places the organism in Eukaryota, Fungi, Ascomycota, Eurotiomycetes, Chaetothyriales, Herpotrichiellaceae. Gene Ontology annotation, molecular function: fluconazole transmembrane transporter activity. Gene Ontology annotation, cellular component: plasma membrane. The record is from RefSeq and is a predicted model, not a curated record. Gene Ontology annotation, biological process: xenobiotic detoxification by transmembrane export across the plasma membrane. Bases 1 to 1854 code for a protein of 617 amino acids.
AUGUCAGACUUAUUGAGAGAUGCCCCAGUGGGCCAGGUCAUCCGAUGGAUUACCAAGAACAAGUAUCUUCAGUAUCCAGAAGAAAAAGCCGACUUCCAGAUCCCAGCCUCGUACGAAGACCAUCGAAAAACCAUCGGCUCAAAUGCCUCCAGUGUUCCUUCUCCAGACUCGGUGGAAAAGAGACUUGAAGAAGACCUCGAGACUGGCCAUAGUCCUCUAACUACUGCGCCAACAGCAGUUGACCGCGAAACCAUGGCUCCCUCCGAGAGAUCACUCUCCAAGAUCGUGAGCAGAGCUGAUAUGUCAAAAGUCAAUACACGCGCAUCCCUGGAACAAGCGUAUACCAAUGCCACCCAACAAGAAGCCCUCAAGGCCCAGGUCAGUCGACCAAUCGCCCCAACCGUCACCUCCGAUGGAACCAUCCUUGUUGAUUGGUACACAACCGACGACCCAGAAAACCCGCAGAAUUGGUCCAACAAGAAGAAAGGUUUGGUCGUCUUGCAGGUCUAUCUCUACACCCUAGCUGUCUACAUGGGUUCCGCCAUCUACACACCCUCAAUUCCGUACGUUGUUGAGCAGAUGGGUGUUUCCGAGACCGUCGCCAGCCUCGGAUUGUCCAUGUAUGUUCUGGGUUACGGUAUUGGCCCUUUAAUCUUCUCACCACUAUCGGAAAUUCCCAUCAUUGGAAGAAAUCCUCCCUAUAUGGUGACGCUUGGCAUCUUCGUUAUCUUGAGUAUUCCCACAGCUGUGGUCAACAGUUUCCCUGCUUUGGUCGUUCUCCGAUUCUUGCAGGGGUUCUUCGGCAGUCCUUGCCUUGCAACUGGUGGUGCUUCGAUUGGAGAUAUUUACUCUCUUCUCAAAAUGCCUUACUUCCUUACUGGAUGGGCUGCUUUUGCAACUGCAGGUCCUGCCCUCGGCCCCAUCAUCUCGGGAUUCUCUGUUCCAGCAGAAAAUUGGCACUGGUCACUCUGGGAGAUCGUCUGGCUCGCCGCUCCCGUCUACAUCUCACUCUUGUUCCUCCUACCAGAGACCUCGGCCUCCAACAUCCUUCUCCGUCGUGCGGCCCGCCUUCGAAAACUCACCAGCAAGAACAAUCUCAAAUCUCAAUCGGAAAUUGACCAGGAGAAUAUGACUGUUAACGAAAUUAUCGUGGACAAUCUCUGGCAUCCAGUUCAAAUCAACGCUCUUGACCCUGCUGUGCUCUUCACCAGUUUGUACACUGCUCUGAUGUACGCCAUCUUCUACUCGUUCUUCGAAGUCUUCCCCUUGGUCUACGCAAUCGGAAAUGGUCCCAAUUCACCCACUCAAGGCUAUGGCAUGAACGCAGGAGAAAUCGGAUUGAUCUUCCUCUCCAUCUCCGUUGGUGUCAGCAUCGCCAUCGCCAUCUACGUCUGGUAUCUACGCUACGUUUUUGAACCAGAGGUGAUGACCCAAGGACUUGGUGAACCAGAGCGACGCCUGAUUCCUGCACUUCCAGCAACCUUCUUGCUCCCAAUAGGACUGUUCCUCUUUGCCUGGACCGCCAAUUCAUCUCCCAAGAUUCACUGGAUCGUCCCAACCAUCGGUGUGGUCAUCUUCACCAUUGGCAUUUUCAUCCUCUUCCAGUGCAUCUUCAUCUACAUCCCACUCACAUACCCUCAAUACGCUGCUUCCCUGUUCGCAGGUAACGACUUUGUGAGAUCGUCCAUUGCAGCGGGCGCCAUUCAUUUCUCCCGGCCCUUGUUCCACAACCUGGGUGUCGGUAGUGGUGUCUCGCUUCUGGCUGGUUUGACUGUUGGUGGUAUCAUUGGCAUCUUCGCCUUGUGGAUGUUUGGUGGCAAGCUCCGUGCCAGAAGUAGAUUUGCUGCCAAGUAA